Nasonia vitripennis (jewel wasp) is the source of this 1885-nucleotide messenger RNA. RefSeq names its product immunoglobulin-binding protein 1 (gene Tap42). The transcript has 4 exons. The record is from RefSeq and is a predicted model, not a curated record. Gene Ontology annotation, molecular function: protein phosphatase 2A binding. Lineage: Eukaryota; Metazoa; Arthropoda; Insecta; Hymenoptera; Pteromalidae. Gene Ontology annotation, cellular component: cytosol. Bases 454 to 1551 code for a protein of 365 amino acids. Gene Ontology annotation, biological process: regulation of dephosphorylation; regulation of signal transduction.
UUCAUAUCAUUUCCAUUUAGGCAUUGUAACAAGUAAUGAUGUAAAACUUCACGCCAUAUUAAUUUAAGAAUGUGUAAAUAUAAUACUUCUUAAUUUGUUACAAGUUAAUAAAGUGCCAAAGAAAAAUAUAAAGAACCUGUGAGUAUUUUCAUUAUUCUUUAAAAGGGUAGGUUAGAAUUAAAAUAUUACUUUUUCUUUCGCAUUUAAGAAAUGUAGUGGCUGUUUUUCCUAUCUUUUUAAAUGUUCGCGCGCUAAUCAGUGACUUGACGUUCGAUUCGAUAUGUGAUGUCGGUGCAGCUAAAUUCACGCAACUCUAAGCCGGACCUGCCGAACCCCUUCUCCUGUUGAUUUGUAGCGUAAAAAAUAGUUGCAAUUCGAGGUGUCCGGCUUCGCUGUGCUGUUGUGUUGCGCUGAGAAAAGAACUCAUAGGAUUGUUCAACAAACAUAGUGAAAAUGGAAGGAAAAGACGUAACCGGUAUAGAAGCGAAAUGGGAAAAAGACUUGGAGAAAGAAACUAAUCUGUCAGAGAUGUUUGAUCAUGGUUUUGAUAUGUAUAAUCAUCUUAAUAAAUUAGAUGAACCAACAAACAGCUCAAAAGUUCAGUCCACAAUCAGGCGUACAAUGAAUAUUUUUGAAAAUUGCACAAGACUUGUAUCUUUGGUGGAUAUGUUCAGUGGCAAUGAGGGCUUUGAAGAAAUACCAACUGAAAAUAUAAAAUACUUUUUACUACCUGCAUUACUUGGAACGCUGACAACUAAAAUAUGUGGUGCAGAGAAUCGCAUGCAUCUGGUGGAUGUUGCAGAAUUGUACUUUGUAGAUUUCUUAAAAAGACUGAAGUCAUAUGGACUAAUUGAUAUGGAAAUACCGGAUAUAAACCAUGAAAAAGAAGAAAAUUCUAUUGUUCCCAAGAAAUCUAAUGCUGAAAUGAUAACUGAAAUGGUGAAUACCAGAAAUACAAAAAUACAAAGAUAUCAGGAGCAAAAAGAAUUAGAAAAGAAACUUGAUGUAUUGAGGAAGAAUAUGGAUAAUCCCAACAUUGAUGAGGAGGAUAAGAGAGAAUACUUUGUUACACUUGUCAAAAUGUUUGCUAGCCAAGCUAUUGAUGAACUGAGCUCACUGGCUGCAGAGAGACCUAUAUUGGAGCAUAUGAAAAAAAUUGCUCAGGAUCCAGAAGCCAGUAAGAAGGAAUCUCAGCAGCGUAGAGUACCUUCAGCCAAACUGCAGCCAAUCAUUAUCACUCGGGAUGCCAUACAGAAAAAAGUUUAUGGAGCUGGCUAUCCAAGUCUUCCAGUAUUAACGGUGCAAGAGUUUUAUGAUCAAAAAGUUAGAGAUGGAGAGUGGCCUGAGCAGAGAAAUCAAAUCGGAUCUAACAACUUGAUGGAGAUUGCUAGUGGCAAAGUUGAUCAACGCGCGGAACAAGAUAGAGAAGAUGAAGAAAAGGAGACACAAAUUGAAAAUGAUGAUCCAGAAACUUUGGCAAGAGCAAGAGCAAUGGAUGAGUACAAAGAUGAUCACCGUCGUGGUUGGGGAAAUCGUGCAAACAGGAGUUAAACGAAUAAGGUUUUAAUACCUAUUAAUAUUUUAAAAUUAAGUAUUCUGUAAUGAAUGUAAAUUUAAUUGUAAGCAAACGUUUUUAUGGUAUUGUACUAAGGAUAAGCUUUAAUUAACAUUAGCGAUUUAUAUAUCAAGAAUGUGUAACAUAAAAUUGAUAUAACAUCACUAAGCAUUUUAUACAUUUUUAUACUUAUUUAUCGCGCUGUAAAAAAAUCAAUAAAUGAAAGUAUAGGAUAAUAGUUUUAAAUAAAACAAUUUGGUGUUGUACAUCAAAUGUAUGUGCAGAUUUCAAAUUCGCAGAACCUUGAAAGAUGCUCGUAUUGCAAGUAGA